CCCAUUCAACCACUCUCCUCUCUGUUCCAGUGUGUUUACUACACUGCCGAGCAUAAGGGAGACACUCGUCUUCACAUGCACUGAACCCACUAAGAAAACCAGUUUUUAGUUGUAUUUGUAAGAAAACCUCCAAGAGAUCAACAUGCCCAAGAGAAAGCAGCAUGGAGGUGAAGGAGGCGAAAAGGAGGAGCCCCAGAGGAGAUCAGCUCGGUUAUCAGCGAAACCGGCCCCACCCAAGCCGGAACCAAAGGUCAAGAAGGCAGCAAAGAAAGAGAAGGCUGUGAACGAUAAGAAGGAGGACAAGAAGACCAAGAAGGCAAAGGAGAACGCCGAGGCAGAGGCCAACGAGGAGAACCACUCUGAGAACGGAGAGGCCAAGACCAACGAGGUGGAGGCGGCUCCCGAGGAGGCCAAGGAGGAGGCCAAGUCCGAGUAGCACCACUGCCCAAGCUUUCUCCUCCUCUACAGUCCCUCCCCCCUUCAAAUCCCCCAGCCAGCCAGCCAGCCCCCCCAAGUCUCUCACAUGGUUUCCCUCCAAGGCGUAUUGUUAACAGAGGAAUAUUUUUAUCAAUGAUUUUAUAAGUAUCCGUACAGAUUUUUAGCACAAAAAGCAAAGCUGAUUAUGGAGCGCCUUGCAGAUUUGCAGUGGUCAUAUCAAGUGUCUGCAAGCAAGAUGAAAACACUAAAAUCUUUUUUAAAUGGCAUUUCAUGAUCGUUGAAGGCUUGUUUGGUGUAGAAAGUGCGUCCCUGCCGGAUUGGCUAUGUUGUGAGUUGUGUAUUCCUGUGUUUUUCUCCCCUCCCCAUCCCCUGAUCUAACCCUCCCCUUCAUCCUCCACAGAUUUAGACCCUCCUCCCCCUACAGUUCAGCCUUUAUCCAUGUUUUAUUAACGGUUCAGCCAUGUUAAUGUGGGUGAUUUCUUCUUUUAGACUCUAAAUGUGCAGUGAGUUCCCUUUGCUUCUGUCAUGUUUUUUUUUUUUUUUUUUUUUUUUUUUUUUUCAUUGAAAUUGUGUUUUAAAAAAUUUAAAAAGCGUGUUGAAGCGUGUUGUCCAUAAGAAAGAGGAAGAUGAACAUGUGAAACAUUCCUGGAACAGCGAUGCCUCCGACCUGUCUCCUAGACGACCCUGCGUGUACAAAACAGCUCCUAUCCAUCCACGCUGUCAUGUCGGCUUUUCUAAACACUAUGGUUUUUUUAAAAUGAUUGAAUUUGGAAACCUCUGACAAAUGCAGGUGUCUGGUCCCUCUCUUAUGUUCUGAAAUUCUCUUAAUAAAAAGAAGUCCUGGGAAUUUUCCUCGAAA
Molecule: messenger RNA, 1297 nt
Organism: Sphaeramia orbicularis (orbiculate cardinalfish)
Lineage: Eukaryota; Metazoa; Chordata; Actinopteri; Kurtiformes; Apogonidae
Product: non-histone chromosomal protein HMG-14A-like
Exons: 6
Coding region: 143-436 (97 amino acids)
Biological process (GO): chromatin organization
Cellular component (GO): chromatin; nucleus
Molecular function (GO): nucleosomal DNA binding
Source: RefSeq, a predicted model, not a curated record